AUGGGCGUGCCACAUUGUUUGGUUGUCAAUUCUCUUCUCGUUGUACUUUGUGCAUCUGACAAUGCCAAAAAUGCAACUGAAUUAUUCAGUCUCUCGCAAAGAACUUUGCACUGCUCUUGCAGUAAAGAGGAGAAGAGUGCAGCCGCAAAGAAGUCUGCAGGGGGACAUUUAUAUCAUCAAAAGCGUGCUCGUAGAGGAUAUGCUCGAUUUGAGCAAGAUGUGAUCGAAGAGAUGGCUAAGAAACGCAUUUAUGUAUCAUCGGUUAGUCGAGCUCAACUGUGGAAAUUAAUGAGGACCAACAACAAAGGGAAUAUUCAGGAAGGGGCUAAAGAAGUUGCUAAGCGUAUAGAUUAUUUUAUGCAUCAAGCUGAAAAAGGAGAGAUUGAAGACACGGGUAGGCUAGAUGUAUUGUAUAAGGCAUUGGAGGAGAAACGAUAUGGUGGUCGUGUGAGAGGGGUUGGAGUUGGAGUGACAAAUACAGAUUAUUUUGGAGCGAUAACAACUAGAAAAGAGUAUAUGGAUCAAGUGACAAAAUUGUGCUCACGGGUUAAAAUCUUGGAGCGGGAAAUAAAGGAUAUGAAGAGAAGAAAGCCUAAGGGAAGAAAGAAUCAUUCGGUGGAGGAGGAGGAAGACGAGGAGGAGGAGGAGAAAGACGACGAGGAGGAGAAAGACGAGGAGGAGGAGGAGGACGAUGAAAUGGACGUCGAGGAGGAGAAUCUUGAUGGCUUAAUGUUAGAUCACAUUCAGGACACACCUAUCUCUAGUUCUCCUGAGAUCUCAUUGUGGACCGUGAUCAUUGAUAUAAGCAGUCAACAGAUGAGCAACAGCAUACUGCAGUCAGCAGCAUACUGCAGUCAGCAGCAGCGUACUGCAGUCAGCAGCAGCAUACUGCAGUGA
Messenger RNA from Spinacia oleracea (spinach), 897 nucleotides. RefSeq lists its product as uncharacterized. The transcript is spliced from 6 exons. Bases 1 to 897 code for a protein of 298 amino acids. Lineage: Eukaryota; Viridiplantae; Streptophyta; Magnoliopsida; Caryophyllales; Amaranthaceae. The record is from RefSeq and is a predicted model, not a curated record.